Messenger RNA from Phytophthora infestans T30-4, 1179 nucleotides. RefSeq lists its product as uncharacterized. The record is from RefSeq and is a predicted model, not a curated record. The coding region runs from base 1 to 1179 and encodes 392 amino acids. Lineage: Eukaryota; Oomycota; Peronosporomycetes; Peronosporales; Peronosporaceae. The transcript has a single exon. Gene Ontology annotation, molecular function: ATP hydrolysis activity.
AUGGAAGCGACACGCAGUCGAUGGGAGUUCGCCAUUAUCAACCACGGUAACCCCGCAAUUUGGUUUGACCCAGUUGCUGAUAACCGACCGCGUAGUCUUGAGUAUCUCACGUCGAGUGCAGGUGGAGCGUCGCCAAUUGAACUCCCAAACUUGGAGCUGCAAUGCGAACUAGAUUCGCUACUUAAACUGCUUCCAGGGUCCUAUCGAGAUGCCGUCCGUGAGGUCGAUAAUUAUCACUUUAGACUUGUCGACAUCUGCAUUGACGUUGGUCGAGCUCCUUUCGCGUACACCGGAAAAAAGCAGCGCGUUUUACUUACAAAAGACGGAAGUGUGGUUUCAAAGGAGACUAUCGACGAGGUUGUAAAGAAUCUGGGAGGAGAAAUGCGCAUUGGAAAUGACAACCGAGCCGGCAUCGACAGGCAACGGCACCGCAUAUCAGUCAUGCGCAGCAAGACCGACGAGGUGUACGGACUUACAAUGCGCGUUGGUCGAGCGCUGCGCAACGCCGCGUGUGUGUUGACAGAUUUGUUGCUGAGCAAUAAACACGCUAACAAGUCGGUGCUGGUGUUGGGUCAUCCAGGCAGUGGCAAGACGACGCUCAUCCGAGACGUAGCACGAUGCGUGUCCGAAACGAUGGAGAAUGUCUGCAUCAUCGACACGUCGAACGAGAUCGGCGGUGACGGUCUGGUACCGCACGAGUGUGUAGGGUGGGCUCGUCGCAUGAUGGUACCGUCACUGGAGGCACAGGCUGGUGUAAUGGUGGAGUGCGUGCAGAACCACACGGUGGAGACGUUGAUCGUGGACGAGAUCGGUCGGAAAGCGGAAGUGUUGGCUGCGUCGACGGUGCGUCAGCGUGGUCCUCGAUUGAUCGCGAGUGCCCACGGCGAUUUCCGAGCGUUAAUCAAGAAUCCAGACUUGAAAGGUCUAGUAGGUGGGUCUCAACAGGUUACAAUUGGCGAUAAAGAGGCAAAGUCGUUGAACAAGGGAAAGUUGCAGACUCAGCGAGCAGGUAAUCCGAUCUUCGAUGUGAUCGUGGAGUUGGACCACGUUGUUCGCGGCCGGUGUCGGAUUAUCUGGGACGUGGCAACGGCCGUGGAUAAUGUGCUGGAAGGUAACGACUACGCAUUCGAGACGCGCCGGUGGGAUGCAAGUGCACGGGGCGUUCUACUGCUCGAUUAG